This is a messenger RNA of Punctularia strigosozonata HHB-11173 SS5, 2224 nucleotides long. Its product is annotated as beta-glucan synthesis-associated protein. Gene Ontology annotation, molecular function: glucosidase activity. The transcript is spliced from 15 exons. Bases 166 to 2055 code for a protein of 629 amino acids. NCBI's taxonomy places the organism in Eukaryota, Fungi, Basidiomycota, Agaricomycetes, Corticiales, Punctulariaceae. The record is from RefSeq and is a predicted model, not a curated record. Gene Ontology annotation, cellular component: plasma membrane; endoplasmic reticulum membrane. Gene Ontology annotation, biological process: fungal-type cell wall organization; (1->6)-beta-D-glucan biosynthetic process.
CGGUGCGGGAUUUCCACUCCUUUCUCUGACCCUUCUGCGUCGUCCAACGCGCAUUUUGGCUCUACGCCCAACUCUCUCGGCCAGGCGUCACAACACGUCCUUUACUCAACUCCCGACAACUCACCAACAUCGGAAACGCCGUCCCUGAAGUCGACGACGCGGUUCAUGGCUAGCGAGAACGCGAGGAUGUACGGCGUCUCACCAGAUGCAGCGUCCACCACGAACCUACUAAGCCCGUCCUCCGGGGGCCAUGUGAGCGAGAAGUCUCCGCGGUUUCCUCAGGGACCUGGUUCAUUGCGCAAUGGCUCCAGCACGAUGUCGUUGGCCGAGCUUAACCCUUCUAAUACUGGCAGAUCGUCCACGGCGCCGUCGCUAUCUGACAAGUUCUCGCUCUCCCCCGAUCCGCAUCAAUGGGGCGCCGAGCUGUCUAUCAACCACGCAGAGCCUGAUGACUUCCUGCACAACCCAGAUCCUAAGCGGGACAGGAAGAACGACGAAGGAGGAACAAUCUUCACAUACCGCGGUAUCACGAACCUCGGCUGCCUGCUCCUGCUCGCACUUUCUCUGGGUACACUCUUUGCCGGUUAUCCUCUAAUCACAUACUUCACCCGCACUAAGCAAUCGAAUCAGGGCGGGUUUAACCUUGGCGGUACGAAUGCUACCGGUCAGGUUCCUAGUAUGCCCGGCAACUGGGGUCUCAUCGAUUUGGAGACACCUAAAGACGCCUAUUACAAAUCCGCCUUCCGUGACGGCUCUGAGAUGCAGCUCGUUUUCAGUGAUGAAUUCAACACCGAUGGUCGGACCUUCUAUCCCGGUGAUGAUCCAUACUGGGAAGCUGUCGACUUGCACUAUUGGGGUACCAACAAUAUGGAAUGGUACGAUCCAGCAGCCAUCACGACGAGAAAUGGUUCCCUGGAGGUGACAUUGUCCAAGAAACAGACUCACGGCCUAGACUAUCAAGGUGGCAUGAUGUCAACCUGGAACAAAUUUUGUUUCACAGGAGGUUUGAUCGAAGCCUCUGUGGUGCUACCCGGCGCAAACAAUAUCCUAGGUCUAUGGCCUGCUAUCUGGACCAUGGGCAAUCUUGGACGCGCUGGGUACGGUGCCACUUUGGAUGGCAUGGUGACCUCGAUUUCCGCUGUCUUCUCUAGCGCGCAGUUGACAUUUUUGCUUUCUUUUAAGUGGCCCUAUACAUAUGAUUCCUGCGAUGUCGGCACUGCUCCCAAUCAAACCCACAACGGCUUACCUAUUUCUGCGACGAACACGGGGACCGACAAGAACUACAACAAUGAAUUGUCCUAUCUUCAGGGGCAGCGUUUAUCACGUUGCACUUGCCCGGGAGAAUCACAUCCUGGGCCGGUUCACGAAGAUGGUACAUAUGUAGGACGUGCCGCGCCAGAAAUCGACAUCUUCGAAGCUCAGAUCAGCGGGGAUCCUUUAACGGGACAGGUCUCCCAGUCGGGUCAAUGGGCUCCGUUCAACGCUUAUUACCAAUGGUUCAACACCAGUGACAAUCUGAUCAUUCCAGACCCCAGUAUCACCGUACUGAACAGUUACACCGGUGGUGUGUACCAGCAAGCGACGUCCGGUGUGACACAGACAAAUCAAGAAUGCUACGAGCUUACUGGAAAUUGUUAUUCUAUCUACGGAUUUGAAUACAAACCCGGUUUUGAUGGAGCCUACAUCUCAUGGAUAGCGGACAACAAGGUUGCCUGGACGCUGAAUCAAGCGGGCAUGGCAGCGGAUACCCGGGUAGAGAUUGGACCCCGGCCUGUCCCCCAGGAGCCACUCUAUAUUCUUGUCAACCUUGGCAUGUCAAGCAAUUUCGGUUUCGUGGAUCUGGAUCACUUGACUUUUCCUACUACGAUGAAAGUGGACUGGAUUCGUGUCUAUCAGCGCACGGAUAGCGUCAAUGUCGGGUGUGAUCCUCCCGAAUUCCCAACCGCGGCUUAUAUCAACCAAUAUAUCGACGCUUACACCAACCCCAACUUGACAACCUGGGUAAAUGACUACAAACAAACAAUACCCAAAAACUCUUUCUUGGGGCAAUGCUAGAUAUUCCACGUUCCUUCUUUGUUGAUUGUCCCGCAUCCGCACUGAUAUUUCACUGCAUUGUUAUCAUAUUAUAAAGACGCUCGUUCCGCACCCGCAUUAAAUAGAAAUUCAUAAUAGCAUAGCAUGUCGAUACCCCUCCCAUGGAGCAAUUUAAUUGCACUUGAUCCCC